Molecule: messenger RNA, 3135 nt
Organism: Rotaria sp. Silwood2
Lineage: Eukaryota; Metazoa; Rotifera; Eurotatoria; Philodinida; Philodinidae
Source: the annotation of a GenBank genome assembly
AUGUCAUUUUUUCAUUAUCUAUUACUUUUCGGUAAUAUUUUCCUUAUAUGUAUCUCGCUGACUAAGGCCGUUCCUUUGGGUGGUGUCUGUACAAUUGCCAGUGAAUGCGAUGGAGCUAAUGCGACGAUUUGCCGAGAUGGAAAAUGUCAAUGUGAUACACCUUGGUAUGGACCAUGCGAUACAAGAUGUGAUAUAAAAAGAAACUUUGUCUACGAAGGACAAGAAUGCCGAAUCAAAGAUAAUUGUAUUAACAACAGUUUAUGUAAUUCUGCAAGACGAUGUCAAUGUGAACAAAAUUAUACAGCUAUUAAUGGACUAUGUUAUAAAAAUUUAAAUGUACGAUGUACAUUCCCGAAUGAAUGUUGGUCUAAAGAUUGUCGUGAUGGAGUAUGUAAAUGUCGUCUUGGCUUUAUACCAAGAGAAGAUAAUAGCCGUUGUCAAAGAAAACUUCCUAGAAUCUAUCGCAAUUGGGCUGAGGCUAAUACAUCAAAUGAUUUUUGUUAUGAAUCACUGGCAACUGUUUGUCUUGCUAUUAAUGCAGUUUGUCAAAAUGAUUCUCAACAUACGGAAAAGUUUUGUCAAUGUCUACCAACAUAUACUGCUAAUUAUGAAACACAAGAAUGUCAAUCCAUCCAAUACACUGGAUCAUUAUCACCCUCAAUUACACCAUUGCCAAAUGACACCUGUGGUACAUGUAAAGAUGAAAAUGCUUUAUGUGUUAAUGUUCAUAAUCAAAGGACAUGUUGGUGUCAAGCCGGUUUUACAAAUACGAAUAAUCAAUGUGAAAAAUUUCAUUUGGAUUUUACAUUUCCAAAUCAAUACGAUAUAAGUCAACGUGAAUAUACUUUACUUAAUUGUUCGGCUAAUGGAACUGAUGAUACAAUAACAACAUACAAUGGUUUAUGUGUAUGUAAACGUGGUUAUGAAUUCGUAAAUACAAGAUCAGCUUGUCAACGUAUUAUACCAAAAUGGCAAAAUGAUGUUUUUGAGUACGGUGUAUGUACACAUAUAAAUUCAACCCGUCUUCCUAUACAAGGAAAUGACUUCUGUCCUUUACUAUUAAAUUGCGAAGAACGACAAGAUAAAUACGUAUGUUCAUGUGGUCGUAAUAAAUAUUUGGAUGAAAGUAACGGAAGAUGUUAUUAUUUCUUGGAAAGAGAUUUAGCGUCUCCGAUUGGUGGAGAUUGCCCAUGGGGAUCAAGUCUUAAUGGUACACAAUGUCAGUGUUCACCGGGUGCUCAAUAUACGGUGUCCAGCGAUAAAAGAAGAUGUGAACUUAAUUUAGCUGCCAGAGACGCUGACGUUGGAUGUACUAACAAUACAACAUUUGACACUACCUGUCAGACUUUAUAUGGCACUAAUACAAAAUUUUGUAAAGCAGGAGAAUGUCAAUGUAUACCUGAUCGUUCAUUCUAUAGCAAUGGCACAUGUGUUACAUAUCUCUAUGUUGAUCCUGGUACCAAUGGUUUAUGUCCAACUAAUGCUCGAAAAAAUGUGAGUAGUCAAUGUAGAUGCGAUGCUGGAUAUCGAGCUAAUGUUGGCAAUCGUACUUGUCGACGAGUAUCUAGUCAACUGUAUGAAUCAACAGAUAAUCCACCACAAGGUGAUUAUUCUGAUGUAACGAGAGAAGACUGCAAAGCAUUGUAUCACAAUGCGUAUGUCAAGGUUCAUAACAAUCAAUGUUUAUGUGAGACUGGUACAUUUUCGAAUACUACAACUUGCCUUUUCUUUUUGUCUUUUGCUUUUACAAUUUCCACUAGCGAUGUAACUUGUCCAAUGUUUACUGACCUGAUUAGUGGUCCAGCAUGCACAUGCAGCAGCGGCUAUAAAAAUAACGGUGAUAAUCGUACUUGUAUACCAAUUACAGAUCGAGUUUACGAACAUAAUGAUAUAACUGGUGCUAAUGUUGCAGGAUUAGAAUCAGGUCAUUGUGUAAAAUUAUUUGGAUAUGCUGCAGAAGCAACACAGAACGACGGUUAUUGUAGAUGUUUGAAUUCAAGUAUUGCCUUUUUAGAGAACAAUAGAUGCUAUUUUCUUGUUGAAACAACUACAACAGCAAUUGUGGAACAAAAAGAUUGUCCAUCGAAUUCUAGAAAAGAUACACUAAUGUGCAAAUGUCCUGUAGGAUAUGAAGCAACUGCAAAUAAGCAAGGAUGUGUACGAAAAUCAAUCUAUUCUUUAAAUCUUCAAUCUAUUGACCCAAAUAUUUUUUCACAAUGUAAUGCACCAUAUACUGAGGAUGAUUGUGUGGCUUUACACAAUACGGGUGCCAUUUGUCGUAAUUCCAGCUGUUAUUGUGAUCGAUCUAAAAGUUUUGUUUCUAAUAAUCGAUGUGUACUUUUUUCACAACUCGUAUUUCCUGGUCCACAUGAACGUUAUUCAAGAACAUGUAUUACUCAAGACGAUUGUGGUAGUAAUGCAGAUCAAAAUGGAAUUGAAUGUGACUUUAUAAAUAAUAAUACUACUGAUAAUUAUAAAGUAUGCAAAUGUAAACUAGAAUAUUUCUUUAAUCCAAUUGAUUCGACAUGCGUUAAAAGUCAAUGCUAUCCACAAUGUUCAAAUACUGAAGAUUGUGUAAAUUAUCACUGUAAUUGUAAAGCUGGACAUUAUCGAAAUCCUUCAGGGCAAUGUGUGCUUCUUGAACCAUUACAACUUCAUGAAAUAUGUAAUAAAACAAUCUGGAUUGGAUCAACAUCUGUCAACGAUGAACUUUUCUGUUCUCAAGCUUGUGGACGAGUUGAAUGUAAUAAUGGUUAUCGUGAUGAUGGUUCACAAUGCGUGAAAAUUAGAUUUAAUGAUUAUUGUGCAUUUAAUCUAAAUCAAUGUACUAAAUUGAGUCCAAAUUCUGUAUGUAAUCCAGAUGACAAUCAAUGUGUUUGCCGGGCUGAUUAUUAUCAAACUGACAGUGAGAUAGUCUGUGCUCGAGCUGUUAAUGGUGAUUGUGAAAAACAUAUAGAAUGUGGUGGUCUUGGUCAAUGUUUUAAUGGUCGAUGUAGAUGUGCAGCAGAUGCAAGAGAAGAAGAAUUUGUGGAUUUUUCCGGACGAAAAAUUAUGCGUUGUGUGAAAACACAUGGAAGCGGUAAUGAUAAUUUUGAAAUUAAUUAUCUUAUGAUCGUUUAUAUUUUUAGGUGGUGA